CAUGAGACGAAUGCAGCGUGUAUUAGAAGACGAUAAAUCAUUAGCACCCAAGGAUUACUUUGAGAGAUUUGAAGAUGUUCCUGUUCCAUCGCAGAGAGAUGUAAGAUCAGCAUGUGCUAAUGAUAAGUGUCUAUUUACGACCAACAUGAGUCCUUUCCCAAGACCAGAGGACAUUGAAUUCACAAAGGAAUUCAUACCAAAUCUGCACCACCUUGAUGCCCUUUAUGAAGAUGGUGGAUUUGAUCUUCCACAGAAACAUUACUGGAACACCCAUUCUUUUCACAUGGCAGUCGAUAUGGACCCCCAAACAUGUUGGAACACUCACAAAAGUCCUCGCGCUGGAGAUUAUUUUGGAUUGGCUAUAGUGGGAGAUAUUACUGUUCGUCAAUUGACUGUUUUUAGUAGCCAAGAACUCAAGCGCCCAGACAAGAUGUUCAAUGUGUUUGUUAAAGAAAAUGGUGUUAAAUGGGUGGAAUGCAAUGUCUCAAGCUCUAGAAAAGCCCCUGUGUCACGUAAUGCUGUACUAAAUCUUAGUUGUCCUGGUGUAACGAGCAUAAAAGCCAUCAAGGUAUCCUUCCAAGAGGAUCAAAAAGAGCCAUUUGAACUUUGUGGGCUUGCUCUUGAUCGUUUCUUUGUUUAACAUCGUUUUAGAUUCAUUAAUUAAUAAAUUAUUCGAUUUUUUUUGCCUUUCC
Molecule: messenger RNA, 692 nt
Organism: Phycomyces blakesleeanus NRRL 1555(-)
Lineage: Eukaryota; Fungi; Mucoromycota; Mucoromycetes; Mucorales; Phycomycetaceae
Exons: 4
Source: RefSeq, a predicted model, not a curated record